This is a messenger RNA of Vitrella brassicaformis, 1158 nucleotides long. The record is from the annotation of a GenBank genome assembly. Lineage: Eukaryota; Vitrellaceae.
CUAGUCCGCCUUGUCGUUCGGUGGGGACAGCAGAUUGAUCGGCGCAGGAGGCGCCGGCAAAGGCGAUUUCAUGCCGCCAUUGUCAUCGUCAACAACCUCGAUGUCCAUAGCACCUGAGGUGAUAAAACACACACACAGAGGACGGGAGUGCUUUGUGUCUGUCAUGAAAGAGUGCGUGCACAUAUUGCUGACGCAUCCUUGAUGGUGGAUAGGGCAUUGAUCUUGUCGCUGUCCAUCUUGGUAUCUUUGGCCUGGCCGAAGAGAGCACUCAUUUUGCCUGAUCAGACAGAGCAAACACACAGAGUGGUGAAAGUCACACGAUCAAUCGAUGCUCGCGGGAUGCAAGUAAUCGUUGCUGACGAGGAUGAUCUCACCUUUGGAGAGCUUGUCCUUGCCCUUGUCGUUCUUGCGCUCCUUGCAUUUGAUAGGCGGGAUGCGAGGGCGACGCUGAUUCUCGGGUGACGACGGAUUUCCUGCCUCACUCAGAGACUGCAUGUAAUGGGGGAUGGGAAUUGGCGUUCUUUUGGCUGUGUGGCGCACGCUGUUUGCUUACGUAAUGGGUGGAUGUGAGCCCUUGAUUCGUUCUCCUGCCAAUGAGAGCCCAUGCUUGUAAAGACAGAGCCAGCCAUCUGACUUGGGGCUCGGGGAGACGUCGAUUUUUACAGUGCAGAAACGUACUGACUGAUGUGGGUUGAUGGAAGGCAGUGAGAUCCACAUGUUGAUGGAUUUUGUUUCGGUCGAUUGCACCUGCACGAAGAGAAAGAGGCUCAGAGAGAGAACAUCCACAGAGGAAAGAAUGAGGGAGAAUGACGGAGUGGGGUGGCGAAGUGAUGUGAUUCGUGGAUGUAUGUGAUGUCCGUAGUAGCCCUGAGCCUCCUGAGUGCGUUUCUUCUCUUCUUGCAGUGUAUUUCAUGUGCAAGCUUUUACGAGCCGGUGUGAGCUAAGCUUGCAAAACCAGCACCGAACGGACAACUAACGACGUGCGUGCGCAGACUCGAAACAGCCUCCGUUUGAAAGGAUACGUGUCGGCAGUGAAGAUCUUUGAUCAACGUGAGUGUUCGUAAGUCCCUCCUCCCCUCUCUGACGAAGUCGCAGAUCUGCAGCCUUGCCCCUUCUCGCCAGCAGCCUCGACGUUCCAGGUAUGAAGACACCGGUGCG